AGAGGGAGAGAAGGAGGGAGAGGGAGAGAGGGAGAUAGAGAAUGAGAGGGAGCGAGACCAACACACCACAACAAGCACUCAGGUUUGCCAGAGAUAGACACUCACUCCAGAUGAUCAUAUGUAUUUAUUUUGAAAUCCAACUCUCUCCCAUGGUACUCUAUCCUGUGUUGUCAGUCUGACUGUCUUUCAAUGUCAAGGAUUUUAUCCCUCAGUAGCUCUCGGGACCUGCAAAGCGGUUAAUUAAGGAAUUUGUUAGCUUGGGUGCAGCAACGAUGAGUCAAAACUCCCCUCCUGCCCACGGCAGGCCAGGGACGGACGCGGCUAAUAGAGAGGAACAGUCCACCUGGGAUGCCAAGGCUUUCUACAACAAGCUGGCCCCCACCAAGAAACCUAAAACGCCGAACCCGCAGAAUGCCAUCACGAUCGCUGUGUCAUCGCGGGCGCUCUUCCGCAUGGAGGAGGAGCAGAAGAUCUACGAGGAGCACGGGGUGGAGGAGUACGUCAAGUACCAGCUGGAGCACGAGGACGAGCCCUUCGAACCCGGGGCCGCCUUCCCCUUCGUCAAGGCUCUGGAGGCAGUGAAUACUCGUCUGAGGGAGCUCUACCCUGAAAGCGAGGAGCUCUUUGACGUCGUGCUGAUGACGAACCACCACGCCCAGGUCGGAGUGAGGCUCAUCAACACCAUCAACCACUACAACCUGUUCAUUGAGCGCUUCUGCAUGACAGGGGGGAGGAGCCUCAUCGGGUACCUGAAGGCAUAUCAUACCAACCUGUACCUGUCCUCUGACCCAGGGAAGGUGGGCGAGGCCCUGGGAGAGGGCAUCGCUGCAGCCACUAUCUUCAGCCCAGACAAGGUGGAGGAGGUGUCGGACACUCAGCUGCGCGUUGCGUUCGAUGGAGACGCAGUCCUCUUCUCGGACGAGUCGGAGCAGAUCGUCAAAGCGCACGGCCUGGACAAGUUCUUCGAGCACGAGAAGGAGCACGAGAACAGCCCUCUGGCACACGGUCCUCUGAAGGGGUUCCUCGAGGCACUGGGGAAGCUGCAGAAGAAGUUCUAUGCCAAGGGGCAGCGGCUGGAGUGCCCGAUCCGCACUUACCUGGUGACGGCCCGCAGUGCCGCCAGCUCAGGAGCCCGGGCGCUAAAGACCCUGAGGAGUUGGGGCCUGGAGACUGACGAGGCUCUCUUCCUGGCGGGGGCCCCCAAGGGCCCGCUCCUAGAGAAGAUCCGCCCGCACAUCUUCUUCGACGACCAGAUGUUCCACGUGGAAGGAGCCACGGAGAUGGGCACCGUCUCUGCCCACGUGCCCUACGGCGUGGCACAGAGGUACAAGAAGUCUGCUGCCAAAAAGGAGCCAGCCGGAGGCAAGUGAAGAGGCCACAACCAGCCGACCCCUCCCCAGGGGAAGGACGUCUAGCAGAGGCUGUAGCUCUGUGGAGCCGGCUUCAUCGAUACAGCAACAGACAGCCAGAGCAGGGAUGAGCAAGGGUAGCAGAAGCACCACCUGGACUGGAGAAUUUAUCUUUUCAUUUUCUAAUUUUUUUUUCAGAUAGUGCACUACACAACUAAACCAAAUACAGCCUGUGUUUGGGUAUUUAUUAUUAUUAUUAUUAUUAUUAUUAUUAUUAUUAUUAUUAUUAUUAUUAUUAUUAUUAUUAUUAUAUCUUUCAGUGAAGGGGUAACACACCCACAUUUGCAAUGGUCCUCCAGUUAUAAAAAUCAUUUCAAAAGCAUACAGAGAGACAUACUGUACAGCGCCGCUUUCUCAAGCAGUUGGCCAUUUGCUUUAAAUAUUUUUUUUCCCCAAAACGAAAGCUAACCCCUAUUCUAAAGAAGUGAAAAAUGUUCAGACUUUUUUUUUCUGUAAAUUGCUUUUAAUCUGACGGGGAUUCUCAAUUCACAAGAGAAACUAGCUAAUCGCAAAAUUAAUGCGUUCAUUUCCCAACUACCCGCUCUGAAACACGCCAGAGUAGCUUCUUAUUUUUGUUCAGUGUAAUUGGCAUUGCUAGUCUUGCACCUUAAAAAUAGCAAUUAAGCGCUUGUUGUCCAAAUGGGUUCUCCUUAAAAUACAUUUGAGAGUGACUCAUAUAUCACGAGAAGGGAAGUGACUAUACUGAUGACCGGAUCCAACCUGUCAGUAUAUUUUAAACCCUGUUCCGUGCACCUCAUUGCACAAACAACAAAACCAGCUUCAUUUUUAUCAGUGGGACACGCGUCUCUUAUACCUGCAAGGGUUUUAAAAAAAAAAUCCCUUAAAACUGCCUUUAAACUUCUGAAAACAGCGUGCAGAAGUUGAGCCUCAAGUUUACAUUGGCCCUGUAUGAAAUAUCUGAGUUAAACUAAUCAACUCAAUAAACGUGCACGGGUCACUGUAUCACAAGGGCAGGAUUUAUAGUCUUUUAUUUGAGCUGGUUUUGCUUUUCCAUCCGACGCGUGACGUCAAGCUGGUCAUGGGAGACUUUUCGCUGGUGCCUUACUUAUAAGAGAUCAGAUUUAUAGGGGUUCGUUUUGAGUUUUCACGCUCAUAGAGUUUAUUCAGACUGUAUGUAAAAAACGUAUUCUAUCAUAAGCUUUACGCUUUAAUAUAUUUCCAUUGUAAUAUACCUAUUAAUUGGUAUAAUGUCAUUUUAAAAGGAACUUCCAGGUUAAACUACACAACAAUAAUUUGUCUGAAUCGGGCUUUAUAAGGUAAAAGCCCAAAAUUGGACCCCGUUUAUUAAUAUGAGAUGUGAACUGUAUGAGGAAUGUAGCUUUUAAAUCUAUCCAGCAGCGUAGUGCUGCCCUUCUAUCAGUCACAGCUAUGUCCCAAACACACUCGAUAACUCAUUUUCUAAUUUAACCUUUUGUGUACUUCCAAGUGUAUGUGUUGCGGAAGAGUAUAUAGCUGAAACUUACAUAUGUUUGCAGUAAUCGAGUUCUGUUGCCCGCAAUACACACACUGGUAAUGCGCUGUGCCAGGGUGUGCUUCACUGUCAGGGUCACGGUGCAACGUUAUCCAUGCGCUCUAAUAUAUUAAUUUCAUUGUAAUUCUAUUUCUUGCCACAGGGUGUCACUAGAACUUCAUUUCAGUAAAACUGCUCUUGUUACAAAUUCAUAACAAUUUUGAAAACAGACUCAAAAUAUAGCAGUUUUUUUGUUUUUGUUUUUGUUUAAUUUACCAGCGCCACGUUGUUAAAAUACACGUCUGUAUCUAGAAAGCACUGCUGUAUUUUACGAUGACGAUUUUACAGUGUAAUAUUUUUGAAAUGUUUACAAUGGGAGUUAUUAUUUUGUGAACGCGUCUGGUCUGCACUUGUAAUCUGGGUUCCAGUGAUCUGUACUGGGAGUAUAUGUUUAAGCUGCUGGGGGUUACAGUCUUUAUGUAUAAAUUCAAAAUCCGCACUUUAUAUUGUGUCUA
Messenger RNA from Polyodon spathula (Mississippi paddlefish), 3395 nucleotides. RefSeq names its product cytosolic 5'-nucleotidase 1A-like. Gene Ontology annotation, molecular function: 5'-nucleotidase activity; nucleotide binding; magnesium ion binding. Lineage: Eukaryota; Metazoa; Chordata; Actinopteri; Acipenseriformes; Polyodontidae. The coding region runs from base 273 to 1370 and encodes 365 amino acids. The record is from RefSeq and is a predicted model, not a curated record. Gene Ontology annotation, biological process: adenosine metabolic process; nucleotide metabolic process. The transcript is spliced from 6 exons. Gene Ontology annotation, cellular component: cytosol; cytoplasm.